Messenger RNA from Oncorhynchus masou masou (cherry salmon), 930 nucleotides. Its product is annotated as tyrosine-protein phosphatase non-receptor type 12-like. Gene Ontology annotation, molecular function: non-membrane spanning protein tyrosine phosphatase activity. The transcript has 3 exons. Lineage: Eukaryota; Metazoa; Chordata; Actinopteri; Salmoniformes; Salmonidae. The coding region runs from base 1 to 915 and encodes 304 amino acids. Gene Ontology annotation, cellular component: cytoplasm; nucleus. The record is from RefSeq and is a predicted model, not a curated record. Gene Ontology annotation, biological process: peptidyl-tyrosine dephosphorylation.
AUGUAUAGGAAACCCCAUUUUCAUUUUCUUCAUCCCUCUGUUUCUUCUCCUCCUCAGGACGAUGGGCUCAGCCCAGAGAAAGCUGGACACCACUCAGACGAGGAGCGAUGGGACACACCGCCCCCCAAACCACCCCGCGUACGCAGCAGUCAGUUGGAAGGGGAUGUGAAAGAGGAGAUCCUUCAGCCUCCAGAGCCUCGUCCGGUUCCUCCCAUCCUGACCCCGUCUCCCCCCUCUGCCUUCCCCACCGUCACCAACGUACGUCAGGACAACGACCGCUACCACCCCAAGCCGGUCAUCCACGUCCUGGCCUCUGCACAACAACAACAACAGCCACAGAAAGCCCAACAAGCCCAACUGUCCCCAGACCUGAAGGACAACUAUAACAAGACAUCGUUGGACAGGGUCCCCUCAGGAGGCCCCCCUGCCCAGGCCCCCUCUCCCUCCUCCCCCUCCCCAGUGGAUGGGCCAGUGCGUCUGGACAGGGUCCCCUCAGAAGGCCCCUCCUCCCCCUCCCCAGUGGAUGGGCCAGUGCGUCUGGAGAGGAAGCUGAGUAUUGAGAUACAGAAGGUUCCGUUACAGGAGGGUCCUAAGAGCUUCGAUGGGAACAGCAGGCUGCAAAGAUCCCUUGCCUUCAAGGCCCGCUCCAACACCUCCAGUUCCUCUCUUUCUGAGGACUCAGGGGCCGACGGGGGGCCCCCCAACAUGACACACCAGGGCGCCUUCGGACCCCUCCCCUCCCGCCCCAACCACCUGCCCCUUAAGGGGGAGAAGGGGGGUCAGGCAGGCUGGAUCAGCCCGGAGAAAGCCCCCACACCCCCAGCCCUGGUGGCUGGGUCAGAGAGCCCCCCCACCUCCAAUCUGACCUCUUCCCAGCCCCUCUCCUCCACCUCCACCCUGUCAGGACUGCUCUGAGCUUCACCAAUCCUC